Molecule: messenger RNA, 1517 nt
Organism: Cephus cinctus (wheat stem sawfly)
Lineage: Eukaryota; Metazoa; Arthropoda; Insecta; Hymenoptera; Cephidae
Product: leucine carboxyl methyltransferase 1
Exons: 4
Coding region: 151-1101 (316 amino acids)
Biological process (GO): C-terminal protein methylation
Cellular component (GO): cytosol
Molecular function (GO): protein C-terminal leucine carboxyl O-methyltransferase activity
Source: RefSeq, a predicted model, not a curated record
CGUUUCUAUAUGCCAUACGCUCAUUGUUAGUGUGGCUGUGUGACGUAUGACUGGCUGUCCAACUGGCAUAUAAAAGAUCGCCGAGUGUCGAAUUUGAAAAGAUAGGAGACAAUGAUUAUUCGUCGUUAAUAUCGAGUGUUUAAUUGUGAUAUGAUAAAAGAUAUGGCGGACGACGAGGCCGUACAGGCCACAAACGACGACGCUAGUGAAUGCAAACGUUAUGCUGUUCAACUUGGCUACUGGAGUGAUCCGUUUAUCAAUUUCUUCGUAAGGCAGACCGGUCGUAAGGCGCCGGAAAUUAAUCGAGGAUAUUACGCAAGGGUAAAAGGCAUCGAAGUCUUUAUCGAUAAGUUUCUCAAGCUCUCUGGUGGAAAAGGACAGAUAAUAAAUUUGGGUGCUGGUUUUGAUACGCUCUAUUGGAGGCUCCGUGAUGCAGGGAACAGUCCAUUGAAUUUUGUAGAACUAGAUUUUCCUAGUGUUACUGCUAAGAAAUGUUAUCUCAUCAAGAAGCAAAAACAACUCAUAGAUAGACUAAAUACCGAAGAUGGAGAGAUUAGGUUCUCAGCAACUGAUCUACAUGCAGCAAACUAUCAUCUAGUUGGUAUUGACUUACGGCAUAUAUCCGAUGUGGCAAACAAAUUGAGCCAGGCUGAAGUGAACUUUUCUCUACCCACUUUAUUCAUCACUGAGUGUGUACUGGUCUAUGUAGAUACCAGUGCAGCCUCAACCCUGUUAAAAUGGCUGUCUGGCAAGUUCUCAAACAGCAUUUUUGUUAAUUAUGAACAAGUGAACAUGCGGGACAAAUUCGGCCAAGUGAUGCUGUCCAACUUACGUACCAGAGGAUGUCUUUUGGCUGGUGUAGAGGAUUGUGAAAGUUUGGAAACUCAACAGAGACGGUUCACAGUAAAUGGCUGGGAGGGUUCAAACGCGUGGACGAUGGUUGAAGUAUAUGAUUCACUGCCUGAGUCUGAGAGAUCCAGGAUUGAGCGCAUAGAAUUGCUAGACGAGAGGGAACUCCUGACGCAGUUGCUUCAGCAUUACUGUAUCAGCAUCGCUUGGAAUGGACAAACCUUCAAGAACAUCUCCAUAGCUCAGGGCUAGUUUUUAUGUUUCUCAGGAGAAGAGUUACUCCAGGUACCAAGAAUGGCGGUAUCUAUCCGGUACAUGAAACCGGUGUUUGCUGGCGAUGCCGCGAUCGCGUAAGAUAUUCAGUUUGACGUAGGUGUAUCUAAAAAACAAUUAAAAACACGAAAAAAACAAAAGAUAAGCCGUCAAUACGGAUACGCAUCGAUAUGUAAUGCGUAAAUAAAGUUCUUUGAGGAUGGGUCGCGACGCAAUAGAGAUUUUUCCUGUGAGGAGACAUGUUUGUGUCUGUGUGCGUGAAAAAAUUUAUUGAAUUUUAAGAACUAUCUAUUACACAUAUAGAUGAUCAAGGCCCUAGUUUUGAUUAUUUAUAAAUAGUCGUUAAUUGGGGCCGAUGAUAAAAAAAUAAAUUAAUAAAUAAAACAUAUUCGAAA